Molecule: messenger RNA, 619 nt
Organism: Trypanosoma cruzi
Lineage: Eukaryota; Euglenozoa; Kinetoplastea; Trypanosomatida; Trypanosomatidae
Product: mucin TcMUCII, putative
Exons: 1
Source: RefSeq, a predicted model, not a curated record
GCCCGUGUGCCUUCACGACAGCGGUUGUUUCGGGAAAAAGAUGGCCCCCGAUGUACCCCCAACACCGCUAAAGGAGCCAACUCCGGGGAAAAUUUAUUCAGUUUCAAAUAUCCCUAAAGUCUCGAGCCAGGACAUUGCCGGUGUCUCAGCUCAACCUGUUACGGCCGUUGCGGGAGGGGGAUCAGGUGCGUUGUCCACUACACAAGAUAAAAUAGAAGCGCCUGGUCAUUCAUUGCCAGGAAGUGGGAACAACGAUCUGCCACGUUCGACGGAUAUUCCCGAUAAUACGGUAGAAAAAAAUACGGAGCAUAAUACGGAAGAGUCCAAAAAUAAUAAAAAGGAUAGGGUACAGACACCAAAUACGACGACAACUACUACCACUACUACAACACAGGCACCAAUUACUACUACAUCUAAAGAGGCGCCAACCACGACGACCACAACCACUACAACAAAGACACCAGGUGAUACGGCUACGACUACAGAAGUGUCAACCACAACGACCACCCGCGCACCGUCACGUCUUCGCGAAAGCGACGGCAGCCUCAGCAGCUCUGCGUGGGUGUGUGCCCCGCUGCUGCUCGCCGUAUCCGCGCUGGCGUGCACCGCUCUGGGCUGA